Messenger RNA from Archocentrus centrarchus (flier cichlid), 2164 nucleotides. RefSeq names its product acidic (leucine-rich) nuclear phosphoprotein 32 family, member A (gene anp32a). Gene Ontology annotation, cellular component: nucleus. Bases 135 to 899 code for a protein of 254 amino acids. Gene Ontology annotation, biological process: regulation of apoptotic process. The transcript has 7 exons. Lineage: Eukaryota; Metazoa; Chordata; Actinopteri; Cichliformes; Cichlidae. The record is from RefSeq and is a predicted model, not a curated record. Gene Ontology annotation, molecular function: histone binding.
CAAUCCUGAAACGUGCUCCCGCCCACCGAGCGGAUCAAGUUUGAAUGAACAACAGCAGUCUGCUCUGGAGGUGGUAGUUGCAUUUGCAGUAAUUAUUAAAAGUGUGUAUCGUAUCACGGGUGAACCGAUCGAGGAUGGACAUGAAGAAAAGAAUUCACCUAGAGUUGCGGAACCGCACUCCGUCAGAUGUCAAAGAACUAGUGCUAGACAACUGUCGCUCAAAUGAAGGCAAGAUCGAGGGUCUAACAGACGAAUUCGAGGAGCUGGAGUUUCUAAGCACAAUCAAUGUUGGCCUGACGACAGUUGCCCACUUGCCGAAGCUAAAUAAACUCAAAAAGCUUGAACUCAGCGAUAACAGGAUCUCAGGAGGGUUGGAAGUUCUGGCAGAGAAGUGCCCCAACCUCACACAUCUAAACCUCAGUGGCAACAAGAUUAAAGACCUCAGCACAAUAGAACCACUGAAAGAACUGGGGACCCUGAAAAGCCUAGAUCUGUUUAAUUGUGAAGUGACAAAUCUGAACGAAUACAGAGACAACGUGUUCAAGCUAUUACCCCAGCUCACGUACCUGGAUGGGUACGACAAAGACGACAAAGAGGCGCCCGAUUCUGAUGCUGAGGUCUACGCAGAGGGCUUGGAUGAUGAUGAGGAAGAUGACGAUGAUGUAGAUGAUGAGGAGUAUGAUGAAGAUGCAGCGCCAGGAGAUGAGGAGGAGGAAGAAGGAGAGGACGAAGAAGAGGAGAAUGAAGAAGAAGAAGAGGAAGACCUCAGUGGAGAGGAGGAAGAGGAAGAAGAUUUGAAUGACAGAGAGGUUGACGAUGAGGAUGAUGAGGAAGAAGAGCGAGGUCAAAAGAGAAAAAGGGACCUGGAUGAAGAAGGGGAGGAGGAUGAUGAUGAUUGAGAGUCUCCUUUAAGCUAAGUUGUGAACUGUUUUUAACUUGUAUCUCCCAGUCACUUCCCAACAGCCCCCAUGUAUUUUCCCCUCAGUUUCAUAUUGCAGUAGGAGUGGGUUUUGUUUUUUUUGUUUGUUUUAUUUUUUGUUGUUGUUAUUGGCCAGUCAGGUAGACGGGGUUUCCUGGAGGGAAAGAAAAAGUUACAUUUAUGUACCUUUGAGGCCCCCGUGUUCCAGUCUUUAUUGUCCACUUUUAACUGCUUUGUGGACACCAGUUUUGUAAAAUCAAAUAAUAGCAAAUAUAAACCUUUUUGAGAGAUGUUUUUGUUUCCUCACUGUUUGUGUAAGACCAAUUUCUGAUGUAUUUUAAGACUGCCCCCUCCAAAAAACAAAGUAAGAAUAAAAAAAAAAAAAAAAGAGUGCAUGUCUAAUACAUUUUAAAGUCAACUACUGGAUUCAUAUACGGCUGUCCUCUCCUUGUCUUAAACUUUUUUUAAUUCUUUUUUUUUUUUCUUUUCUUUUUUUAAAUGUAAGUUAUGUGUUUGUAGUGUCACCAGUAUGCCAAUACUCUCUGCUGUCCUGGUGUGAAACUUCUGUCUGAACAUGCACAGUGUGACCCUCGCAGGGGGGCAUAUUUUUAAAUCCUAGCAAAAAAAUGUCUGCCCUUGUCAAAGCUGCUCCUCCUCCUCUUAAACCCUCAGCUUUGAUAGUUCGGAAAUUACGUGUUCUUGUAAAUAAUGACCAAAUCUAUUUUUUUGUAUUCUCUUUGAUGAUGGCAGACAUUGAACAGACAACUGAGGUGAAACUAUGAAUUGUAAUAAGAUAUUAAAUAUGUAUGCUGCUUUAUCUAAGAAUACGCAGUGUGAAAUUUCUUGAAUUUGAACAUAACUUUGUAUGCGUCAUCUUUCCAUAAAGAGAAAAUGUUCAACAUCAGAGCUCAUUAUUGCUUUUGUCCAUGUUCUUUUCUGUGACACACAGAAGACGAUGUUUGUGCUGGUAGUGUAGAGAAGUGCUCGAUAUAAACGGAGGUUACAGCCACAAUUUAUGUGCAUUGAAAAUUUAUUGUUGCAAAGUGUAAACUCUGGAAAACAGUCAGCUGUUUUGGACUUUUUCUCCAGUAUCCGCAAUGGUCAAAUUGGCCUACCUCAGUGAUUUAUGUUUUGGUUUUUGUUUUUUGUUUUUUCUUUCUUUUCACUAUAUGUUAAAUCCACUGUCAUCAGCCAAUUUCUGUUUCUUUUCCCCUCCCAUUCACUUCAAUAAAUCCCUUUUAUAUA